This is a messenger RNA of Protopolystoma xenopodis, 222 nucleotides long. NCBI's taxonomy places the organism in Eukaryota, Metazoa, Platyhelminthes, Monogenea, Polystomatidea, Polystomatidae. The record is from the annotation of a GenBank genome assembly.
CGCCAUCACACCUGCUGUUUACCUUGCACUCCUCCCUUUCGAAUAGCUGAUCUGACUCGGGCCUCCUGUCCGAAUCUACCUCGUGUACCCGUAAAUGCAUCUCAUUUCUUGCUGGCUGAUCGAUUUUCAUCGGUUCCAGCUCCAGUGUACUUUUUACUUCAGGUGCAAUUUCUCAAGCCCUUUGUAGCAUGUGCAAUGUCGCCUCACCUGCAGAUCGCUUAG